Triticum aestivum (bread wheat) is the source of this 1461-nucleotide messenger RNA. RefSeq names its product UPF0481 protein At3g47200-like. Bases 1 to 1461 code for a protein of 486 amino acids. Lineage: Eukaryota; Viridiplantae; Streptophyta; Magnoliopsida; Poales; Poaceae. The record is from RefSeq and is a predicted model, not a curated record. The transcript has 2 exons.
AUGGCGCCCUCGCGCCUCGACGCCAUCCUCUACGAUGGCAAGUUCCACUCCAUCACCUACACCGGCACUGUGGUGCGUGGGAACAGGACGCUGAUGCCGACGGCGUGUUCAGCAGCGCAGUGGUCGCACCAAGGCUGCUACUGCUGCCCGCCGACGCGGAUCACCGCAAACGCAGGAGUCCCAAAUGUUGACUCGCACAGCGAUUUGGAGGCAGGGAAGAAACAAGCGCCGGCCAAACAAUCUGAGAUGGCGCCGGCUGUCUCCAUCUACAAGGUCCGUAUGCAAUUCCGUGGUUUGGACGGCAACAGCUACACGCCGCAGUAUGUGCCGAUUGGCCCGUACCAUCUAAGCUGUUCGUCCCCACGGACUCAAAAAGAGAAGCUGUGCGGUGUCUCCUUCCUCAAGAGCCUCUCGGACGAACACACCCUAGCGCGACUAGUGGACAAGUUGGAGCCACGAGCGAGGGAGUGUUACACCGACGGCGUUGGCCUGCUCACGCCGGAGCAGUUUUCCGGCAUGCUGCUGCGCGAUGGGUGCUACCUGCUUCUUCUGUUUGUACAUUAUGUGACAGGGGCAUGCAGCAAUGGCGGCGCUUCGACGGCGGCCGGUGGAGUCUCCGACAGCGCGGUGGUGCGCGACACCGUGUUCCUUGUUGAGAACCAGAUACCUCUCUUCGUGCUUGAGAAGAUCCACGAGCACAUCACAGGAGGCGCCAGCAUGUCCGUCCUCGGAAACAUCGCCGUCUCUGUCCAGGAGCUUCUGCAGGCACAACUCUACAUCAGCAAGAAGCUACGGCCGGCGCCUCAGCAGGCGUCCCACUUGCUCCACCUGGUGCAUCACUACUUUCAGCCAACCAAUCCGCCUCCUCCGGAAAUGGCAGCGAGCACGGCACGGCGCACCGGCCGGUGGCGCCGGGCGACGGAGUACGGCAGGUACGGCGGCAUGCGGUUCAAGCGCCGGGCCUUCGUGAGCGGGGAGGAGUGGACCGUCCUCGACGUGCGCCUUAAGCGAGGCACGCUGUGUGUCCCCCACCUGCGGGUCGACAGCAACACGUGGGCCGUCCUACGUAACCUGAUGGCGCUGGAGGAGCACGUCCCACGGAGGCCCGUCACGGCGUACUGCAUCUUCAUGUCGCAGGUGGCCGGUACGGUGGAGGACGUCAGGCUACUGGUUAACGCGGGGAUUGUGGAGCACUUCCUGCCGAGUGACGAGCAGGUCGCUCAAGGCUUCGCGGACCUCUGCAAUGGGGUGGUCAUGGACGUUGACAACCUUCACCGGAACUACCUCAAGCCCAUCUGGCACAAGCUGCAGGAACGCUGCCAGAGCCGCGUGUUUAGAUUCAUGGGAUGGUUCCGCCAUGACCGGCACCUCUGCAUGGCGAUAGCGUUCCUUAUGGCUCUCAUCGUCUUGGUUUGCCAAGUGACGCAGACGUUCUAUGCAGUAACCGGGGUCCGGAGGUGA